This is a messenger RNA of Colletotrichum godetiae, 1458 nucleotides long. RefSeq lists its product as uncharacterized. The coding region runs from base 1 to 1458 and encodes 485 amino acids. The transcript has 3 exons. NCBI's taxonomy places the organism in Eukaryota, Fungi, Ascomycota, Sordariomycetes, Glomerellales, Glomerellaceae. The record is from RefSeq and is a predicted model, not a curated record.
AUGGUGACGCUUUCCCGAAACCCAGCAGACAUCCAAGCUGAGACUGAUGCUGGCUACAACCUCGCCAAAAUAUCUGAUCUCAAGCCCAGUAUGAGUGUCCAAGAGAAACUGUUCUUGGGAACCCGUAUGGGUUUGCAGAGAAGAGACGAAGUCCAAACCGUUUAUCAGCAAACUCGAGAUCGCGAAUCUCAGACUAAUGCUAUGGCUUUGGGUGGCAUCGAGCUGACCGACCAUGCCCUCGCAUUGCCGAUGUCCUGGAGACAGAACCUAGACAAGACGACAAUUGACACCGAAAUCAGCACUCAGCGUUUGACUGAUCACAUCGAAACUAGAAUGCCGUUUAUUAGGGAGGCCUCUAGCAGGCUGACGGCGGCACUGCGACCAUGCGUAAAAACUCUUCACACUAUUCAGGGACUCGUGGCCCGACGGCGGCCUGGCCAGAUUAUGAACACCGAGUGGCAAGACAGCUGCAAUACCAUGUCGAUGAACAUGAGUUUCAGCGCCUUCCAAGCCAGAUCGAUGAGACUGAACGGAUAUCGGAGGCGUGCGAUACAGUGGAUACACUUCCAAAGGGUGGGAGACUCGCUCAAGCCGUUUCCGGGGCCGCCCCUAGAUGAUGACACAGCUGAGGAUAACCCACCGAGUUCCAUCACAGAGAUGUUCUUCGAGCAUGGUCGGAAACAUGAACUUUCAUUGGUAGAGUUGGAUAUCACCGACAUUAACGGAGCGAAACGCAGGUGGAUCUGCAUCGAGAUAGCCCAGCCUCUGGCCCAAGUCAGAGGUCCAGCCCCCAUCGAACUAACACCAAUGCCACAAUCUUUCAUCAAGAUUGCUAUGACCGCCGAGAAUGUCCUGGAAUUUUCAGGCACAAGACAGCAAAUGCCUAACGAGAAAGAACAACCGAACAAGAACCAUCCUCCACAGCUUGGGGACUUUGAAAAGCUCACGAUAGGAGACUCUGCUCGAAGUCGCGAGGACGUGAACAUGAGGCUAAGGGUGUGCAGAAACGGUGUGCCGAUUUUUGUUACGGGGUCUAAGAAAGGUCACAUUCCGGAUUCCAGCCCGUUUGCGGACUUUCUCUCCGUACCAGGUGUGACUGGUCUUCCCUGGAAAGAAACAGACAAACGUGUGGGCAAGAACACGGUAUUGCUGAGAAAGAGGGAAUUCUGGCAACGGUUUUUCUCGGCGGCAGAAAUUGACAAGGAGCGAUGGGCUUCACUCCAGGACGCAAUGGCUAGAGAUGAAUGCAUCGUGGACAUUACGUUCAAGGAUCAAUGGCAAGAGUUUGCCCCGAUCGUCCAGGCGUCUCUGUCAAAGUGGGCGCCUUUCCAGCCUCAGUCACCACAAUCAGCACACAGGCCCCAAACGCAAGGCCUGAAUAGAGGGCUUUAUAACAGGCGAGAAGGUAACGUGGUUCCUCCUAGAAGUUCUGGGCUCCGCAACGAAGUCCGUUGGUAG